Molecule: messenger RNA, 596 nt
Organism: Salvelinus namaycush (lake trout)
Lineage: Eukaryota; Metazoa; Chordata; Actinopteri; Salmoniformes; Salmonidae
Product: TLD domain-containing protein 2-like
Exons: 5
Coding region: 18-551 (177 amino acids)
Biological process (GO): response to oxidative stress; regulation of transcription by RNA polymerase II
Cellular component (GO): nucleus
Source: RefSeq, a predicted model, not a curated record
GGAGACUACCUCUGGUCAUGGACAAAGAUCCAGAGGGACUGUGUGAGAUCGUGGAGCAGAGUCGCAUCUUGGACGCAAAGCUUGUCAGAGAGCUCUCAGCCGAGUUGCCUCCCAGGACAGUGGGCCACAUGUGGCAUCUGGCCUACAGCACGUCUCUUCACGGCUCCAGCCUCAAGUCCCUCUACCGGAAGCUGAACGGCAGCGACUCGCCUGUACUCAUGGUCAUCAAGGACUCGCUCAAUCAGGUGUUUGGGAGCUUUCUCUCUCACCCACUGAGGCCGAGCGAGACCUUCUAUGGCACAGGAGAGACAUUCCUCUUCAUGCUGCAUCCUCGAUUCAAGUGUUUCAGAUGGACAAGAGAGAACUCCUUCUUCAUAAAGGGAGACCUGGACUCUUUUGCUAUCGGAGGAGGAAGUGGUCACUUUGGCCUGUGGCUAGAUGAGACGCUGUACCUGGGCAGGAGUAGCCCCUGUUACACCUUCAACAACUGCUGCCUCUCGGAAAGAGAUGACUUCCACGUCAUAGAGCUGGAGGUGUGGACGUUCUGGUGAAGGCCUGCCCUCUUCAACUUGCCUAGCAACACCCACUCACAAUGU